UCCACAGCGAAGGCUUUGAGUUUGCGUCCUCAAAUAUCUCUGGGUUGAUGUCUACAUCCCUUCUUUCCCCCCUCACGAAGGCGAACACCGAGGCCAUGAACGCGCUGGCAAGAAUCCGACGAAGCAGAACCGAUCGGAGUACUGCAAAAAGAAGAAGCACAGCCCAACUCUGCUGGCCAAACCCGCAGGUCUCAGUUGGCCGCUUCAUCGUGAAAAUUGGACGAGAGAGCUGUUGGGAGGCAAUCGGGCCUGCACGAACUGCCUUUCUGACUCUGGGUCCUGAAAUCAAAACCUAUCUCGACAAUUACAGCGAACCACUUCCAAGUUGGGUUACUUGGUCAAUUUACAUGGUUGGAGGUGCGCCGGAAACUGCAUCACCAGUCAUCAUUUUCUGUUGCGAAGAAGCCACCCACCGCAGGGAGGUGAGGAACACCAUUCGGGAAAGUCGGCUCCUCGACGCUUACCCAGGCAUUGCACUCAAACAUCUACCACGAGCUCCUGACUACAAUCAACUUGUUCAGCUAGCCUUGCAGAUGGAUAGCAGCGAGUGCUUCAUCGAAGGUCCCCGUGAAAAUGUCGGCUCUCAGCCCCUGAUCUUUUCUGCAUCCCACUACGUUGGUCCUGGAUCCCAGUUGCUGGUCCGAGGCUGCGAGACCUCAACAGUUCAGAAAGCGACGUUGGGUGGUAUUUUGCGGGUCUCCGAAAAGUACUAUUGCAUGACCGCUGCACACGUUUUUGAACAAAGCCCCAAUUCACCCACGCCAACUGGAGAGGCUGAAACUGAACUAUGCUUCUCCGACAGUGAUAUGGAUGAUGACCUCGAGGGUGAGAAUGUUGAAAUGACCAGCAGAGGCAGUCUCAGCCCUAGGCCUUCUAUGUCCGUCGAUGAAUGGGAAUCAAUAUCGCUGCCUUCUACUAGAUCCUCGAGUAUGUCUUCGCAAAACCCUAUUGCGCUAGACAUUAAUUCCCAACCUCAAACGCAAACAGGAUCGACUCCCGAGUGGGUCGAAGAGUCUCUCCACCUCUCCACGCCAGAUCAAUACCUCAAUUUUUCUCCACCUUCAUCCAUUGGCAAUGUGGCACUAUCAUCUAUCGAUGGUCAGCACCCAGAGCUUGAUUACGCUUUGCUAGAUAUACCUAUAGGAUUUGUCUCUAGACUGAAUGCUUUUGAACCCGUUUUGGCCGCUGACAACACGGAUUGUCCUCCGUCGAGCCCGGACAGCACAGGGGUCUUUGCUGUCACCGCUUCGGCCGGUUACCUCCAAGGGUGGAUGUCAGGGACACCUUCUUACAUGAGGCUUCCAAAUGCGAGGAGCUACCAGGAGGUAUAUUCAGUUCAACUCAAUGGUCCUCUUGACAAGGGAGAUUGUGGUUCGUGGGUCGUUGACCGGGAAUCUGGAACCUUUCGCGGGCACAUCGUGGCCGGUUCACCUGGUUCCGGCACAGCAUACAUCAUUCCCUCCCAUAAAAUAUUCGAUGAUAUUGAAAAGAGAUUAAUGCAUCGACCAGUAGUUGUUUCUGGAACCGAGCAAGCCGAGAGGUCCGUACCAGUAGCAUCUUCAGACCCGUUUACGUUAGACCUUGCUUCAUUUCAUCCACGGCGUCUCUCAGGCAUCCCGGAACAUAAUUUACCUGAGCGAGAUGAGCUACCUGAAUAUUCUGAAUCUUCAGGGCCGACGGCUAGGAACCGUACUUGGCCCUCAGACGAGAGUACAUUUGAAGAUGAGCAAGGUCCAGCCGGAAAUUCGACAUCAGGGUCACAGUCCCUUUCCAAAUCAUUAGUACAAUCUCAAGUUGGUGCAAGGGGAGCAGCAAGGCCACUGAGCGGCAAGGAAGCCAUGCGAUCAGAUAAGGGAGGACUCGAUAUCGCCGCGGCAAAAGACCUCACAAUACGUUUUCGGAAAAUUUUAAGCUCUAAACGCAUGGACGAACUUUCCGCAUCCAAAGCCCACUCUGCCCUGACGCAUCCCGGCGCAAGUAACUCGAGCGUCGACGACCCUCCUCUACCACCUUCCUACUCAUCUCUUAGGAAUGUUCCUCUAAUUCCCGCACCACCCCGGGACUCGAGGUCCAUCAAGUUCAGGAAUAUGUUAGUCACGCUCUCCAGCAUGCCAACAAAAUGGGAAAAUCCUGGGCUUUUAGAUGAAGCACUGCGCUCAGUCCCACUAGAUGCUAUAUAUUCCCAGGCAGAAGAGGAAUCCCAGCUUCUCCAAGCGGAAGCAGAGAGCCUAGGUCCGGACCUGAAGCCUGCAUGGGGCUACCAAGACUGUGUGGCCCGAGCGAUGCUCCGCUGGUUCAAACGAAGCUUCUUCACCUGGGUCAACAACCCAACAUGUACCAACUGCAUGAGUCCUACAACUGCGUGGGGCAUGGCGAAUCCGACCCCUGAGGAACAAGUCUGUGGCGCCCUUGAAGUUGAACUGUAUCGAUGUACGAAUGCUGGAUGUGAAAAGUAUGAACGAUUUCCGCGGUAUAAGGAUGCAUUUGUUCUAUUACAGACCCGUAGAGGACGAGUUGGUGAGUGGGGUAACUGCUUUGGCAUGCUAUGUCGUUCAGUAGGAUGUAGAGUGCGUUGGGUUUGGAGUUCUGAAGACCACAUCUGGGUCGAGGUGUUCUCCACUCACAGAAACCGGUGGAUACAUGUUGACCCGUGCGAGGAAGCAUGGGAUAAACCUCGCUUGUACACUGAAGUAUGGGGCAAGAAAAUAGCCUAUUGUAUCGCAUUUUCUAUCGACGGUGCCACCGACGUAACACGACGCUAUGUUCAGUCUCCGGCAUGGGCUGCUGAACGUACUCGCUGUUCUGAACAGGAGCUCCUGCACAUCAUGGACGAAAUUAAACUCCUACGAAGGGAGAAAAUCAGCAAAGAAGACAGAUUCGGUCUAGCAGGUGAAGACAUGAAAGAAGCGAGAGAGUUGAGGGGUUACGUCAUCAGAAGUCUUGUGGCACAACUGCUCCAGCUAUCGCCACGACAUCUGCUAGAAGGAGCGGCCCAGGAUGUGGAUGCGGAAGAGAACAAGGCUCAGAACAAGUCUACGUCUAUAGAGACUGAAGUGCCUCAUUGGGUCCAGGCCAGGCGGACACCAUAAGUCAGCCAUCUCACAGUCUCACAGUGGAAAUUUGGGCACUUCAAUUACGAGCGAAAUGUUUAGGCGCUACAUAAAGUGUAGUGACUGUAGAUAGUUGCGCAAGAUACCCC
Messenger RNA from Lindgomyces ingoldianus, 3199 nucleotides. RefSeq lists its product as uncharacterized. The transcript is spliced from 3 exons. NCBI's taxonomy places the organism in Eukaryota, Fungi, Ascomycota, Dothideomycetes, Pleosporales, Lindgomycetaceae. The coding region runs from base 48 to 3089 and encodes 1013 amino acids. Gene Ontology annotation, molecular function: peptide-N4-(N-acetyl-beta-glucosaminyl)asparagine amidase activity. Gene Ontology annotation, cellular component: nucleus; cytosol. Gene Ontology annotation, biological process: glycoprotein catabolic process; protein quality control for misfolded or incompletely synthesized proteins; protein deglycosylation. The record is from RefSeq and is a predicted model, not a curated record.